AUGAGUACAGCAGGAAAAGUAAUAAAAUGCAAAGCAGCUGUGCUAUGGGAGCUCAAAAAACCAUUUUCCAUUGAGGAGGUGGAGGUUGCACCCCCUAAGGCCUAUGAAGUUCGUAUUAAGGUGGUGGCCACAGGAGUCUGUCGCUCAGAUGACCAUGCGAUUAAUGGAUCUUUGGUCACACCUCUUCCUGCGAUCAUAGGCCAUGAGGCAGCCGGCAUUGUGGAGAGCAUUGGAGAAGGGGUGACUACAGUAAAACCAGGUGAUAAAGUCAUCCCACUCUUUGUUCCCCAGUGUGGAAAGUGCAGUGUUUGUAAACACCCGGAAGGCAAUUUCUGCCUGAAAAACAGUAUGACCAAGCCUCGGGGGACCCUUAUGGAUGGUACCAGCAGGUUCACCUGCAGAGGGAAGCCCGUCUACCAUUUCAUCGGCACCAGCACCUUCACUCAGUACACAGUGGUGGAUGAGAUGUCGGUGGCCAAGAUUGAUGCAGACUCACCGCUGGAGAAAGUCUGUCUCAUUGGCUGUGGAUUUUCUACUGGUUAUGGGUCUGCGGUCAAAGUUGCCAAGGUCACCCAGGGCUCCACCUGUGCCGUGUUUGGCCUCGGAGGAGUUGGUCUGUCUGUUAUCAUAGGCUGUAAGGCAGCUGGAGCAGCCAGGAUCAUUGCAGUGGACAUCAACAAAGACAAAUUUGUAAAGGCCAAAGAGGUGGGUGCCACUGAGUGCAUCAACCCUCGGGACUAUGAGAAACCCAUCCAGGAGGUGCUGAAGGAAAUGAGUGGUGGAGGUGUGGAUUUUUCAUUUGAAGUCAUCGGUCGUUUUGACACCAUGAUGGCUGCCUUGUUGUGCUGUCAAGAAGCAUAUGGAGUAAGCGUCAUUGUAGGAAUAGCUUCUAGUGCCGAAAAUCUCCCUAUGAACCCCAUGUUGCUGUUGACUGGACGUACCUGGAAAGGAGCUGUUUUUGGUGGCUUUAAGAGUAAAGAUUCUGUCCCCAAACUUGUGGCUGAUUUUAUGGCUAAGAAGUUUCCACUGGAUCCAUUAAUAACCCAUGUUUUACCCUUUGAAAAAAUAAAUGAAGGAUUUGACCUGCUUCGCUCAGGAAAGAGUGUCCGUACCGUCCUGACAUUUUGA
Lagenorhynchus albirostris (white-beaked dolphin) is the source of this 1128-nucleotide messenger RNA. Its product is annotated as alcohol dehydrogenase E chain. The record is from RefSeq and is a predicted model, not a curated record. Gene Ontology annotation, molecular function: all-trans-retinol dehydrogenase (NAD+) activity; zinc ion binding. Gene Ontology annotation, cellular component: cytosol. The coding region runs from base 1 to 1128 and encodes 375 amino acids. Gene Ontology annotation, biological process: retinoic acid metabolic process; retinol metabolic process. NCBI's taxonomy places the organism in Eukaryota, Metazoa, Chordata, Mammalia, Artiodactyla, Delphinidae. The transcript has 9 exons.